AUGACAUCACGUGGUUUUUUAUCGGGUAUCAAGUCUCUCUUCACCGUCCCUGAGUUCAAGGAGUCCCUCACCCUGCUGGAUUUCGCGAACGCGUACGACAUUCAAAAGGUCAUCACAAGAUGCGACCAAGAAUUGGGUGGAUACUCUACUGUGAACAUGGAUGUUGCUAGGGACACAAAACCAAACGGGGAAAGGACGGCAUGUGCUCAUUUCCACGGAAACCUCAGUCUGAACCUGCCCAAGACGAGACCAGACGUCUCGCAGAGUGGAUGGGCUAUGUGGAGGACAAAAAACAAGAAUAAUUACCAGCACAAAAUUGCAUACAUUUCUGAUCGAUUCGCAAAUUUUUGGUGGGAUUUCGGGCCGUACCAGGCAAUGGUGCUCAGGUUAAAGACUGAUACGCCUCACCGUAAGUUCUUGCUGAAUGUGCAAACGGAUACUAUGUCUAGAACGGACCUGUUCCAGCACAGACUAUUUCUGAAUACGCCUGGAAAAUGGGAAACGGUGAUUCUACCGAUUGACGACUUUGUGCUUACAAACAGAGGUUUUAUUCAGAAGCAAUAUCAGGGCGAAAUGGAGAAGGAUCGGAUCAAGUCUGUUGGGAUGGGUAUCCUGGAUAAGCAGUAUGGGUAUUACUCGUUGUACAUUGAGAGUAUAAAAGUGAUGACUGGAAAUGCUUUGGCUGAGGCUAUACAGUUGGCAAGAGAAGAAAAUAUCGGCGUCGAGCGUUAUAAGCCUGAGAUUGCUGAAAAGGAGUCAAAGAAUGAGACUUCACCUCUACCUUCGACAUGA
Kuraishia capsulata CBS 1993 is the source of this 792-nucleotide messenger RNA. RefSeq lists its product as uncharacterized. Gene Ontology annotation, biological process: mitochondrial electron transport, NADH to ubiquinone; mitochondrial respiratory chain complex I assembly. The transcript has 2 exons. Lineage: Eukaryota; Fungi; Ascomycota; Pichiomycetes; Pichiales; Pichiaceae. Gene Ontology annotation, cellular component: mitochondrion. The record is from RefSeq and is a predicted model, not a curated record. The coding region runs from base 1 to 792 and encodes 263 amino acids.